Jatropha curcas is the source of this 957-nucleotide messenger RNA. Its product is annotated as putative glutathione S-transferase. Lineage: Eukaryota; Viridiplantae; Streptophyta; Magnoliopsida; Malpighiales; Euphorbiaceae. Gene Ontology annotation, cellular component: cytoplasm. Gene Ontology annotation, molecular function: glutathione transferase activity. Gene Ontology annotation, biological process: glutathione metabolic process. The record is from RefSeq and is a predicted model, not a curated record.
AUUCGCAGACAUUAGAAUCCAAAUUAAACAAGUUAAAAUCAUGAGAACUUCAAAUCCUGUAGAGAAAGAAACAAAAACCCCAAAAUAAUAUAUAAUUCAGCUUUUGGCUCCUUAAUUAUCAAAGAAAACUCAAUUGAUUGCAGCAAAGAAUCAAUCUCAUGGGUACUGAAGUGAAAUUGUAUGGAGUAUGCGCUAGUCCAUAUAAUUGGAGAGUGGUGUUAGCACUAAAACAAAAGGGCAUAGAGUUUGAGUUCAUAGAAGAAGAUUUAUCCAACAAAAGUCAAAUGCUUCUUGAGUACAAUCCAGUACACAAGAAGAUCCCUGUGCUUGUUCAUGGUGGAAAACCAGUCUGUGAGUCCAUCGUCAUCCUUGAAUACAUCGAAGAAAAAUGGCCACACAACCCCUUGCUGCCCAGUGAUCCUUACGAGAAGGCUGUUGCUAGGUUUUGGCUCAAGUUUGCCAACGAUAAGUUUCCAGCAAUCAUAAGAAUGGUCCUUGCUAGUGGUGAAGAAAGAGAAGAAGCUAUAAAGGAAACCUUAGAAAUGCUGCAAACUCUAGAAGAACAUGGCUUAAUAAGAGAGAAGAAAUUCUUUGGAGAUGACAAGAUUAACAUGGUGGACAUAGCAUUUAGUGGAAUUGCACGCUACUUGGAACCCAUUGAGUCAUAUCUAGGGAUCAAACUACUUGAAGCCGACAAGUUCCCUAAUUUACUUGCUUGGAUCAAUAAUUUCAAGGAAGUGCCUAUUGUUAAGGACACCCUUCCUCCUCUCAAGCCUCCACAAAAGAAAUUAGACUAAGAAUUGUGUUAGGAAAUAUAUGGAUGUGUUGGAUAACUAUGGUUGUUCACGUAAGUAUUGAUGUCUUUAUAAAAAUAAAAUUUUCUCUCCAUAUAGAUAUAUAUGUGUGUGUCUUUGUAACUACAAAUAAAAAGUUUGAACAAAAUUAUUAUUCCUCAUA